Molecule: messenger RNA, 1242 nt
Organism: Chrysoperla carnea
Lineage: Eukaryota; Metazoa; Arthropoda; Insecta; Neuroptera; Chrysopidae
Product: pyroglutamyl-peptidase 1
Exons: 3
Coding region: 486-1232 (248 amino acids)
Biological process (GO): proteolysis
Cellular component (GO): cytosol
Molecular function (GO): pyroglutamyl-peptidase activity
Source: RefSeq, a predicted model, not a curated record
AUAUUAAAAUCAUAUGAUUAAAAUACGGUUAGACCAAUCUUAUGUUGUCAAAUCUGAUUUUUUUUUAUCAUAUGAUCAAAUGUUUAUAACACUUAAAUAAGGUGUUUCAAGAACUAAAUACUAGGUUUGAGAAUUUUAAAGUUUCAUUCACGAUUGACUUAGUGCCUAAAUGGUCUUGGUGCUGGAGACCCACUUGCGGUACCCCUCUUUUGUUUUAUUAUUAUUAGUGCCUAAAUUUUUAACAUACUUGAAUCACUCUGUAUACCUAAUUUAUCUUAUACAAUUAAGAUAAAAAAAUUAAAACAUAAGAUUUCCAUUCAAAGAACAAUAAUUAUAAUUAGUAUAAUUAUACACUUGUAAGUAAUCACAUCAGUUAAAAGAAUUCACUGAAUUAAUUUUGCAUUGCAUUAAAAAAAAAAAAAACCAUAAGUUCAAACUGAAUAUUUACACCCAUUUUUUUCCAAUAAAUUUGUUGGCUUAUUAAAAUGACUUUAAAUUUACAAAAUAGUAAGAAAGACGUAGUCCUUGUAACUGGAUUUGGACCUUUUCGAUUUCAUGAAGUGAACGCAAGUUGGGAAGCAGUUAAAUUAUUACAAGAUUACAAUAAUGAUAAAUUUAGUAUUAUUACCGAACAGAUACCGGUGGAAUAUCAGGCAGUUGAUAGUAAAUUGCCAAUUCUUUGGAGUAAAUUAAAUCCAAAGCUUGUCGUACACGUAGGCGUGUCUCACGUAGCUGAAAAAUUAACAUUAGAAACGAGAGCCCAUCAAACCGGAUAUGAAUCAACAGAUGUGAGCGGAAAAUUAUGUGAAGAGGGUAAAUGUUGUACUUUAAAUGAUACACCAGAUGUACUUGAAACUGGCUUGGACGUAAAUGAUAUUUGUAACAAAUUUAAUACGAAUUCAAAACAUGUUCAAGCAUGUGUUUCAAAGAACGCAGGAAGAUAUUUAUGUGAAUAUAUAUAUUUUAAAUCAUUAAGUUUUAAUAACAAAUGUACAAUAUUUAUUCAUGUACCAAUGUUAGAUCAACCAUAUACAGUUCAACAAUUAGCUGAUGCUUUAAUAUUAAUUAUAAAUAUGGUUUAUGAUCAUUUAUACAAUCAUAAUAAUUUACUGCACCAAGAAGAAAAUGAAAACAUUCAACAACACGUCUCAAAUAAAACAACAGCAGAUGAUCUUAUAGAUUUCAAUCAACAAAAUAUAGAUAUUAUUGAUAUUACAAAAAAUACAUUAUAACAGUAAUAAA